This is a messenger RNA of Larimichthys crocea (large yellow croaker), 4562 nucleotides long. It is a transcript of the gene lrpprc, whose product is annotated as leucine-rich pentatricopeptide repeat containing. Gene Ontology annotation, biological process: regulation of mitochondrial translation. NCBI's taxonomy places the organism in Eukaryota, Metazoa, Chordata, Actinopteri, Sciaenidae. The transcript has 38 exons. The coding region runs from base 21 to 4337 and encodes 1438 amino acids. Gene Ontology annotation, cellular component: nucleus; mitochondrion. The record is from RefSeq and is a predicted model, not a curated record. Gene Ontology annotation, molecular function: protein binding; mRNA 3'-UTR binding.
UGGCCGGUCACGUGGUGCGGAUGCCCUUCUCCUGCGUGACAGAAAACAUGGCAGCGCUCUUGAGAUCAGCGCGGUUCCUCAGACUUUCUCCUUCGGGCUCGCUCCAGAUCUCCGGGACCAAGAGAACCGGACCGGCACUCAGCCGGCUGUACAGCGGAGCUCUCAGCGCCAUCAGCCGGGCCGGAGUCUGUCCUCGGCAGAUCCGCCUCGCUUCGGAAAAUGCGUGCAGUCGUGUGUGGCCACACAUCGCAGCAGGGUGUGUUCGUACCUACGCCGCGGUCACGGAGCAGAAGGACGAGUCCAGCAACGUGGUGAGGUCCAAGCAGGCGCAGGAGUUUGACUGGGCUCUGACCAAGCUGGACAGCUCUGUGAGGAGAACCGGUCGCAUCACCAAGACCCUGUUGCUCCGUAUCUUCCAUGAUAUCUGCAGGACAGGUUAUCCCAGCGGUAACCAGGCCUUGUUGCUGCUGCGUAGCUGUGGCUCCCUGCUGCCAGAGGUGCCCCUGCGGGAACGCACUGAGCUGGCACACCAUGUGUGGGAGAAGCUGCAGGAGUUGGGUGCACAGUAUGAUGUGAGCCACUACAACGCCUUGCUGAAGGUUUACCUGCAGAAUGAGUUCAAGUUCUCCCCCAUGGACUUUCUGGCCAAGAUGGAAGCGGCUAACAUCCAGCCCAACAGAGUCACCUACCAGAGACUCAUAGCAGCUUACUGCCAAAAUGGAGACAUCGAGGGAGCCAGCACCAUAUUGGGUUUCAUGAAGAGCAAAGAUUUACCCAUCACCGAGGCUGUUUUCAACUCCCUGGUGACAGGCCAUGCUCGAGCAGGGGACAUCGAGAGUGCAAAGAACAUCCUGACUGUGAUGCAGGGAGCAGGGAUUGAACCGGGUCCCGACACUUACACGGCGCUGCUUAGCGCCUACGCUGAGAUGGGAGACCUGGACGCUCUGAAAAAGACUCUGGAGGCAGCGGAGGCUGCAGACUGCAGUCUGAUGGACAGGGACCUCAUGCAGAUCAUCUUCACCAUGGCCAAGGCCGGACACCAGCAGCACGUCCCAGAGUUGGUUGAGCGCUUGAGGCACGAGAGGGGUUACGUUCCAGAUGCCAUGAACUUGUGUCUGAGCCUCAUCACUCAGGGUCUGGAGGACAUGGCUUUUCACAUCCUGAGAACUUUCCCCUCACUGCAGCCUGAAGGCAUGAGCUCCGAUUCCCCGAACCUGGGCAACUUCUUCCUCAGACACUGUGUCAACAUGAACACGCCACUGGAGAAGUUGGGCCUCUAUUGCAAACAGCUCCAGGAGUCCAACCUGCAUGCCACGCCGCUCAGUUUCACUUUGUCCUGUGCUCUGGAGGCCAAGAAGACCGGCAUGUCUUUAGAGCUGAUGAAGCUGUUUAAGGAGCAGGACUUACCUGUAAGGCCGCACUACUUUUGGCCUCUCCUUGCUCAGCAUGUGAAAGACAAGAACACAGCAGGUGUGAUCGAGCUGUUGAAGGGCAUGCAGGAGCUCGGAGUGUCCCCUGAUGUUGAGACUUUAUCGGUCUAUAGCUUCCCUGCCUUCCCCAGCGUGGACGCAGGUCUACAGGCCCUCAAGGAUGCAGGUGUGUCUUUAGAGUCAGAGGGCUUCUUGUCUUCCGAGGUUCGUUCGUUGGCGGUUAACGACCUGGCCAAACUCUACGCCCGAUUGUCCGAUCCUUCCUUCCCGUCGUUGGACCUCAUUGCUUUCCGCGGCAGCCUCACCUAUGGCUUCAAAAAGUCUGAUGACGUGGAGAGCAUGGUGAAGAUUACAACGCUCCUGUACAACGACGAGCGAUUCUCCAAAGGAGCCUCCAAGCCUGGUGAAAAGGUAUCCUUCUUCUUGUACAAUCUGAUCGACAACAUGUCGGAGAGGGAGGUGCAGGCACAGGAAGGCAAGCUGCAAAAAUACUUCAGUCAACUGCGGACUCAGAACAUAACCAUUACAACAAGUAUCUUCAGAGGCAUCAGGAACCUUCUGGACUCCUACCACGCCCCAGAGCUCAUCAAGUAUGUGAUUGCUUUGCUGGACCCCAAAGAACAAGAGUCCCAUGGCUCUGGGGCAGCUCCUCUUCCUCCUCCCCCUGUCAAUGGGUCGGACGUAAAGGUGUUUGCACUUGAGAAUAAACUGGCCGAACUGAAAGCAGAGAACAAACCAAUAGGCAACGUUCUCAAACAAAUCAUCCAGGCACUCUGUGCCGAAGAGAACCUGCAGCGUGCCCUCGAGCUGAAGCAGCAGCACGAGGAGGAGAUGACAGUCCGCGGCUACGCCAGCCUCCUCGGCCUGUGCUGUCGCCAUGACAAUGUGGAAGAGGCGCUCAACCUGAAGAGGGAAAUAGAUCGCAAGGACUCAUCAACAGUGCUGGAUGCCAGUAAAUACAUCGCACUGGUCAAGACUCUCUCUAAGAACGGCAAGGUGGAGGAGGCGAUAGACUUUCUGAAGGAGAUGAAGGAGAAGAACGUGGCGCUGGACGACACGCACGUCACCAAUCUGUUUCACGUGCUCAACGCCUUAGCAGCCAAGGGCGCCGCAUCCACCAUCCAGCAGCUGCAGGACACCAUCUUCACCCUCGGACUGACAAAGCCCACUGCCAAUCUCUGCUCCCCUCUGAUUACAGCCCACCUGGGCAGUUCGGACCUGCCUGGAGCUCUAGAAGCAGUCCUGGAGUUUCAGAAGCGCUACAAACUCAUGCCACGCAUGCACGACGUCAUUGUUGGUCUGGUGGAGAAAGGAGACACUGAACUGCUGCAAAAAGCCAUGGACUUUGAGAGUCAGACACGAGGAGAGAUGGCCAUGCUGUAUGAUCUGUUCUUUGCAUUCCUGCAGACGGGCCGAUACCGCGAGGCUCGUAAGAUCAUUGAGACCCCCGGGUUGAGGGCAAGGCCUGGACGUCUGCAGUGGUAUGCAGAGAGAUGCAUUUCUGGCAACCAGAUGGAGGCCUUGGACCAGAUGGUGGACAUGACAGCCAAGCUGUUUGAGUGCGACAGAGAUGAGAUGUACAGUUUCGUCCUCCGUCUCUGCAAGGAGACGAACGACUGGCAGAAGGCUGAAGCGACGUGGACGAAGAUGCAGGAGGAGAACAUCAUUCCCAGGGAGAGGACCCUGCGUAUGCUGGCAGACAUACUUAAGAAUAACAGCCAGGAGGUGCCCUUUGAGGUGCCUGAGACCUGGUACGAACAAGCUGACACCAAACAGGAGGUCCAACCAGAAACAAACCCCAUCCGAACCGAGAGCAGUUCUGAAUACAGCAUGCAGGUCUUGACCCUCUGCAAAAAGCGCAAACCUAAAGAAGCCUUGAAGAUACUGAAGGACCUGAAUACAAGGGGUGUGGCAUUAAACCCCUCUGCUUACGACCACUUGAUCCGUACCCUGUUGUCUGAGGGAGCGAUGGAGGACGCCUUGACAGUCCAGAACGUUGCUAAAUCUUUUUUGCCUGGUUUCCAAAUGAGUGACAUCGCCACCAGUUUGCUCAUCAUCACACAGAGCAAGAGAGGCCAGAUUGGAGAUGCUCUUAAGAAUAUGAAGUCCAUGCUCUCCGCGGAGCGAGUGCCCUUGCAUCUUGCCAUCACCAGACUGAUCCAGGCCAUGGGUAGCCAAGGCGACGUGGCGGGGAUCCAGGAAGUUGAGUCACUUAUAAAGGACUUGAACAUGGAUGGAAACCUGUCCAGCAUGGUGUUUGUCAACAACAUGGCCCUGGCACACAUCAAGAAUGGUGAUUUGGAGAAAGCAGUGGAGGUCUUAGAGGGAGUCUUCACUGCUCCAGACAGCACAAACCACAGUAUAUCCUUCGUCUUCAGAAAGGUCUUCGAGCAGGACAAUGACAAAGCCUUGGACAAGCUGAGUGCUAUGGCAGAGCGGCUAGCCAACCAUUUUGCCUGCUACAGACCAGCUUCAGACCUCUUCCUCCAGCUGCUGGAAAUGGACAAGAUCGAGGACGCCAAGUUCAUGCUGGCUCGCUGUAGCGCCUUGGCUGAACAGAAAGAUAUGAUAUCCUACAUGGCUCGAAAGGCGCAGAGUCCUGGACAGGUGGGCAAGAUCAAGACCCUGCUGAGCCUGAUUCCAGACUUGGUCGAGAAGGAAGUGGUGACCUCGUACCUGAUGAAAUGUCAUUUUAUGGAUAAGGACUUAUCAUCAGCCAAGGCUCUGUAUGAGCAGAUUCAGAAGGAGGGGAUGGUCAUGGACGAGCUGUCACUCAAACGUCUGGCUGUGCUUUACCGCAACGCAGAAGAGACGGCGCCCUUCCACGAGCCCCCCGAGUCCUUUAAGUUUUAUGCAGACAAGCUGAAAGAGAAAGUCGACAAAGCCAGGACCCAGGCUGAGGAGUAGAGAUUCAUCCACACCCUCGUCCUUACCUCCAUCCAAAUCCCACUGUUCUUUCCUUGCUUUUUUUUUUUUUAUAUAUAAGUUGUUUGAGCUAAAAUUUGGAGUAUUGUGUUAUAGCUGUUGGGUGUUCCACUCUGUCCACUGCGCUAUUGAUAAUGUUGAAGAUGAUGAAGAUGAUGUUGAGAAUGUACAGAAGUAUUUAUGCAAAUAAACGAUGUUAGGAAUCCA